AUAGUCAGUCAGCGACACUGUAUCCAAAUUUGGUCAAUUAUCCGUGUAUCUGUAAUAGCGGAACAUCAUCAGAUUAAUAAUUACCGUGCAUUUAGUAGAAAGUUGACCUUUUUUUAACGUGAAAGUAUAAAUUGCAAAGAGAUGAAUUUUGGUCUUGUAAAAAACGCGACUGCUAAAAUCGAAACUUCCCACCUCUUAAUGUAAGGCCGAUCGUCAUUCUCCCUUCAGAGAAGAAAUUUUUCUAAAUUUACUAAACGUAUGACAAUAAAUUUCACUUCGUACGAACGCAUGUAACUAACCGAUGACUGUAUUGUUCGAUGCUGGCUAAUGAAAGUGCUUCGUCAAAAAUCGUCGCGCGUAUAUACGAUGGUUAAAUGCCUUUGCACCGUGCUUGGUGAUCAGUCAAAAUUUGUAUAUUUUUAUCCAAGUCAAGAACUUUCUAACCUAAAACAAAAAUUACCUUUGUUUUUCCUCAUCGUCGUCUCGGCAUUUCUCUUUGAGUUUCGUAAACACUCUGACCAAUAUCUUGAUCACCGAGAUGUUUAAGGAACCUCCUAGUCGAAACCGCAAAUCCCUAUCAUUACCAUCAUCCUUAAAGUUUCCUCGUACCGUGUUUCCUUCGCGAAGUUGAUGUCCGUGAUACAACGAACUUCUCCUGUCUAAAUUCUUCAUUGGAUCUGCAAAAAAAAUAAAAAAUGACACGCUGUACUAUGAGGAAUGCCGGAAACGCACAGCGGCUGACGACAUCCUUUCUUCGGCACUAUUGUACAAAUUCAAGAUAGUCUUGUUGAUGCGUAACCAGAGCAAAUCCUCUCCUAGGCCUAGUGUUUCUUUUUAAUGUAAAAAGAUGACUGCGAUGUCCUUAAGCAACCUGCUCUUUAACCACUCUACGUUUAAACAUUGGGUUUAUUGCUGAAUUGAUAGCAAUAAUAAAAUAAAAUAUUGUCACUUCUGGUACAUCAACAAAUGAAGCAUGGGACAGAGUGUGAAAUGAAAUUAUACAUAUAUUUAUUGUGAAUGUGUGUGGCAUAGCAAUGCAAGCAAAAAAACGCUAUUUACUGCUCUUCAUUACCUGUGCAUUUCUUGCUUAUUGCUACUUUGGUGGUUAUCGUUUAAAAAGUGAAAAGUGGACUGUGAAAAAACAGGAACCUCACGAAAAAUUGCCUUCGUACUUAACUUUGAAUGAGGAGUUUUACGACAAAGACUUGAAAUCAACGGGAAUUAAUAAUCUACUUCUUGUUUCUCGUAACACCAAUCAAUGUCGGAUGGAAACUUGCUUCGACUUUACAAGGUGCAGACAAGGUUUCACCGUUUACGUUUAUCCCAUAGAAGACAAUAUCAGUCCUCUUUAUCAGAAGAUAUUGAAUGUCAUCACUGAGUCUCGAUACUACACAACAGAUCCUUCUCGAGCCUGCCUGUUUGUAUUAGGUCUCGAUACCCUCGACAGGGAUCCGCUAUCCGCAGAAUUCGUUCACAAUCUUCCGUCCAAAUUGUUGCGAUUGACCUACUGGAACAACGGAAGGAAUCAUUUGAUUUUUAACUUAUAUUCUGGGACAUGGCCGGAUUAUGCCGAGGAAUCGCUCAGCUUUGAUCUUGGAUAUGCUAUUUUGGCAAAGGCUAGCAUGUCGCAAUUCAAAUUACGACCAAAUUUCGACAUAUCAAUUCCACUAUUUGGUAAACAACAUCCGGAACGAGGUGGCGAACCUGGUCAAGCACCUGAGAACCAUUUUCCUACCAAUAAAAAAUACGUAGCAGCGUUCAAAGGCAAGCGAUACGUCCAUGGUAUCGGCUCGGAAACUCGAAAUGCCCUAUAUCAUCUUCACAAUGGGAAAGAUUUAGUCUUUGUAACAACGUGUAGGCAUGGCAAAUCUUGGAGGGAGUUACAGGAUGAACAUUGCCAGCAGGAUAAUCAAGAGUAUGACAUGUACGACUAUGAGAUACUAUUGAUGAAUUCCACAUUCUGCCUGGUCCCACGCGGAAGAAGACUGGGCAGCUUCAGAUUUCUAGAAGCUCUCCGAGCAGGCUGCAUUCCAGUAAUACUAAGUAAUGGAUGGGCUCUUCCGUUUCAUGAGCGCAUUAAUUGGGAGCAAGCAGUAAUAUUUUCUGACGAACGCCUCUUGCUUCAGAUCCCAGACAUUGUGAGAUCCGUUUCGAAUGCAGAUAUCUUGAAGUACAGACAACAAACUCAGUUUUUAUGGGAACGUUACUUCUCUUCUGUUGAAAAAAUCAUUUUCACUGUAUUUGAGACUCUCCGAGAAAGAUUACCUUGGGAAGGGAAACGAGAAGGAUCGGUAUGGAAUUCGAGUCCCGGAGCUCUGGUGACGCUACCGCAGUUUACAGACAGCCAGCAGGAGCUUCCGUUUUCCAAUUGUGAACCCGGCAACACUUUCACUGCGAUAAUAUACUCUCAGCUCGGAUCUACAGCAGUCCUAUACCGCCUACUCAGAAGCGUGGCUAAGAGUAAAUACUUGGACAAGAUCAUACUCAUGUGGAACACGGAUAUUCCUCUUCCAAGGAGGCCGCGUUGGCAAGGAAUAAGAGCUUCGAUACACGUCGUGGCAGCUAACGGAAUAUCUCACCGUUUUUAUCCACAGAAAUUGAUGACAACAAGUGCUGUAUUAUCCUUAGAUGAGGAUGCUACUCUCAACACUGAUGAAAUUGAUUUUGCGUUUACCGUUUGGCGGUAUUUUCCUGAAAGGAUCGUAGGUUAUCCUGCAAGGUCGCAUUACUGGGACGACUCCAAGCGAUCAUGGGGUUACACCAGCAAGUGGACCAACGACUACAGUAUAGUAUUAACAGGGGCAGCUUUCUACCAUCGUUAUUAUAACACUUUAUAUACCGAGCUGUUGAGCUCGACAUUGCACAAAACUGUUGCACAGUCGCAAAAUUGUGAAGAUAUACUGAUGAACUUUUUAGUCAGUCAUGUGACAAGACGACCUCCUAUUAAAGUUACGCAACGUAAGCUAUACAAGGAUACAACAGUUGCCGGAAUCAGAUCUCCCUGGAACGACCCAGAUCAUUUUAUACAAAGACAAACGUGCAUGAACACGUUCGUCGCUGUAUUUGGGUACAUGCCAUUGCUGCGCUCGAAUAUGAGGCUUGAUCCGGUUUUGUUCAAAGAUUCCGUGAGCAACCUGCGUAAAAAAUAUAGACAGAUCGAACUUGUUAGUAAUUAGCAUUGAAAAUGAGAUUUUUUUUUUGCAUCGUUACACAAGUAUACAACAAAAUAUACCCUAUAAGAAUAUAAUAAAUGCAUUAUUUCAAUCAGCGAA
Molecule: messenger RNA, 3272 nt
Organism: Neodiprion fabricii
Lineage: Eukaryota; Metazoa; Arthropoda; Insecta; Hymenoptera; Diprionidae
Gene: ttv
Product: exostosin-1
Exons: 9
Coding region: 1035-3176 (713 amino acids)
Cellular component (GO): membrane
Molecular function (GO): glycosyltransferase activity
Source: RefSeq, a predicted model, not a curated record